Messenger RNA from Polypterus senegalus (gray bichir), 1259 nucleotides. It is a transcript of the gene gapdh, whose product is annotated as glyceraldehyde-3-phosphate dehydrogenase. Lineage: Eukaryota; Metazoa; Chordata; Cladistia; Polypteriformes; Polypteridae. The record is from RefSeq and is a predicted model, not a curated record. Gene Ontology annotation, biological process: glucose metabolic process. The transcript is spliced from 12 exons. Bases 131 to 1132 code for a protein of 333 amino acids. Gene Ontology annotation, molecular function: oxidoreductase activity, acting on the aldehyde or oxo group of donors, NAD or NADP as acceptor; NADP binding; NAD binding.
GGGCGGGUUUAGGGCCAGUCGUGCUAUAUAAUCAGUCCGCCCUGCUCUCCGGCUACACACUGACUGCUGCGUCCUAAGAGGGGUGUGAUCUCACAGAUAAGGACUUUUUCUGUUUAUACAUCUUGCAAAGAUGGUGAAGAUUGGAAUCAAUGGAUUUGGCCGCAUUGGUCGUCUUGUUACCCGUGCUGCAGUGCUUUCUGGGAAGGUGGAAGUUGUGGCCAUCAAUGACCCCUUUAUUGACUUGGACUACAUGGUGUAUAUGUUCAAGUAUGAUUCUACACAUGGACGCUUCAAGGGUGAUGUGAAGGCUGAGGGUGGAAAACUGCACAUCAAUGGCAAAACUGUUACGGUUUUCCAAGAACGUGACCCUACCAGCAUCAAAUGGGGUGAGGCUGGUGCAGACUAUGUUGUUGAGUCUACUGGUGUCUUCACUACAACUGAAAAGGCCUCUGCUCACCUGAAAGGCGGUGCCAAACGUGUCAUUAUCUCGGCUCCCAGUGCUGAUGCACCUAUGUUUGUUGUUGGAGUCAACCAUGAGAAAUAUGACAAGUCCUUGAAAGUGGUCAGUAAUGCUUCUUGCACCACCAAUUGCCUUGCUCCUCUGGCCAAAGUUAUUAAUGACAACUUCACUAUCGUUGAAGCUCUCAUGACAACUGUCCAUGCAUAUACAGCAACUCAAAAGACUGUGGAUGGACCAUCUGGCAAACUGUGGCGUGAUGGCAGAGGUGCUCACCAGAACAUCAUCCCUGCUAGCACUGGUGCUGCCAAGGCUGUGGGCAAAGUUAUUCCUGAGCUGAAUGGCAAGCUGACUGGAAUGGCUUUCCGUGUACCAACUCCCAAUGUGUCAGUAGUAGACCUGACUUGCCGCUUGGAGAAACCAGCCAAGUAUGAUGAUAUCAAGAAAGUAGUCAAAGCUGCUGCUGAGGGACCUAUGAAAGGAAUUCUGGGAUACACAGAAGAACAGGUGGUAUCCACAGAUUUCAAUGGCGACAGUCAUUCUUCCAUCUUUGAUGCUGGAGCUGGAAUUUCUCUCAAUGAUCACUUUGUUAAACUUGUGACUUGGUAUGACAAUGAAUUUGGCUACAGCAACAGGGUGGUUGACCUGAUCUGUCACAUGGCAUCUAAGGAGUAAAGUGUCUGAACCAUUCGCUCAACCCCUGACGCAGUUAAACCUGGUUUAGCUCUACUUUAAUUUUCCAUCAGUUUUUCAGUGUGUAAAUUUGGUCUUUGCCAGAACAUUAAAAGUCCUUAAGAGAAGA